ACCAGCUUUUUAUCCUGGGCUAAUGAAACAGAAUCCGAGAGGGAUCUACCUGUCUGGUAAUUGAACUUGUGAAGAAAAAAGCCCAGGAGUCUUGAAGUGAAGGUGGCUUUUGUGGGGACUGUAACCUUAUGGAGACUGUGCGAUAGGGCUCUUCAUCAUCCACUCUCUACUGUGUUUAACUUUUUUACAGGGGGGAAAAAAAGAGGAAAUGUGCUGACAGAAAUUGCCCAGCAGAAGCAGCUUCAAAGAAGCUGGUGAAGAUGGAGAACAGCACAGGGGAUGAACAGAACCAAACAGGGCUGCUGCCAAGCCAAGAGGUGAUCAGUUUUGACUACAAAGUAGUUACCAUUCUCUUGGUUCUCCUCAUCUGUGGACUGGGCAUAGUGGGCAAUAUCAUGGUGGUGCUGGUGGUCCUCAGGACCAAAUACAUGAGGACUCCCACUAACUGCUACCUGGUGAGUCUGGCUGUGGCUGAUCUCACGGUGCUGGUGGCUGCAGGACUUCCCAACAUCACCGAGAGCCUGUAUGGAUCCUGGGUCUAUGGCUACGUGGGAUGUCUCUGCAUUACGUAUCUCCAAUACCUAGGCAUCAAUGCUUCUUCUUGUUCCAUCACCGCUUUCACUGUUGAGAGAUAUAUUGCCAUCUGCCACCCAAUCAAAGCCCAAUUCAUAUGUACUUUCUCAAGAGCCAAAAAGAUCAUUAUUUUUGUCUGGGCUUUCACCUCCAUAUAUUGUACCCUCUGGUUUUUCCUGCUAGAUCUCAACACAGUAGUCUACAAAGAUACCAUCAUUGUUUCUUGUGGCUACAAGGUGUCCAGGAGCUACUACUCCCCUAUAUAUAUGAUGGACUUUGGUAUAUUUUAUGUUGUGCCAAUGAUAUUGGCCACUGUCCUCUAUGGACUGAUUGCCAGAAUAUUGUUCCUGAAUCCCAUCCCUUCAGAUCCAAAAGAAAACCCUAAGACACGGAGAAACAACUCGACUCACCAAAACAAGACUAUGAAUUCCAGGAUGACUAAGAGGGGUUUCAGUAGCACUAUUGCUUCUAGAAGGCAGGUUACCAAGAUGCUGGCUGUGGUUGUGAUCCUGUUUGCAUUUUUAUGGAUGCCCUAUAGGACACUGGUUGUUGUAAACUCCUUUCUCUCCAACCCUUUCCAAGAAAAUUGGUUCCUAUUAUUUUGUAGAAUCUGCAUUUAUCUAAACAGUGCCAUCAACCCCAUAAUUUACAAUCUCAUGUCCCAGAAAUUCAGAGCAUCCUUCAAGAAACUCUGCAAUUGCCAGCAGAAGCAGUCAGAGAAACCUGCCAGUUACAGUGUGGCCCUAAACUACAGUGUCAUCAAGGAGUCUGAUCACUUCAGCACUGAACUAGAAGACAUUACUGUCACCAAUACCUAUCUGUCCUCAACAAAAGUGUCCUUUGAUGAUACCUGUUUAUCCUCUGAGGUAACAUUUAACAGAAAUUAAUACAUUGUGUAUAUUUAGUAUAUAAGGAACCAGAUCACAAAAACCUUCAUCUGGUGCAAAUCAGCACAACUCCAUUUACUUCAAUGGAGCUAUGCUAAUUUAUUCCAGCUGAGGA
Molecule: messenger RNA, 1575 nt
Organism: Dermochelys coriacea (leatherback sea turtle)
Lineage: Eukaryota; Metazoa; Chordata; Testudines; Dermochelyidae
Gene: TRHR
Product: thyrotropin releasing hormone receptor
Exons: 2
Coding region: 261-1460 (399 amino acids)
Biological process (GO): phospholipase C-activating G protein-coupled receptor signaling pathway
Cellular component (GO): membrane
Molecular function (GO): thyrotropin-releasing hormone receptor activity
Source: RefSeq, a predicted model, not a curated record